ACUACUUCAUAACAACUCUCCUUCCUCUCUGCCGCAUCAUUCCCUUCUCCCCAACCUUCACUUCCACCACCAGCCCAAGAGAGCUUCGCUUAGCAGAGCAGGAAAUGGCUUCCGCUGGGCUGAGGAGCUUCGCUGUUGUCUUCCCGAGCCUUCUCUCCUCCUCAAAAUCAAAGUUCAAUGGCUCAGUGGCUCUCCCACCUGACACAAAGGCUGGGUCUCGGUUCUCCAUGACCGCCGACUGGAUGCCGGGGCAGCCCCGCCCUCCGUACCUCGACGGCUCGGCUCCAGGUGACUUCGGGUUCGACCCGCUUCGACUUGGAGAGGUACCAGAAAACCUGGAGAGGUACAAGGAAUCCGAGCUCAUUCAUUGCAGAUGGGCAAUGCUCGCCGUUCCAGGAAUUCUGAUUCCAGAAGCCCUGGGCCUCGGGAAUUGGGUGAAGGCACAAGAAUGGGCAACAAUCCCUGGCGGCCAUGCUACAUAUUUGGGCAAUCCAGUACCAUGGGGCACCCUUCCCACCAUUCUCAUCAUCGAGUUUCUUGCCAUCGCCUUUGUGGAGCACCAACGCAGCAUGGAGAAGGAUCCUGAGAAAAAGAAAUAUCCCGGUGGAGCCUUCGAUCCUUUGGGAUUUUCUAAAAACCCAGAGAAAUUCAAGGAACUCAAAGUCAAGGAGGUCAAAAAUGGUCGGCUCGCGUUGUUGGCCUUUGUGGGAUUCUGCGUGCAACAAUCGGCUUAUCCUGGAACGGGACCGUUGGAGAAUCUAGCUACUCAUCUAGCCGACCCAUGGCACAAUAAUAUUGGCGAUAUCAUCAUUCCAAGAUCAAUUGUGCCUUAAUAGAUCGCUGAGAUUGUAUAAUUUUGCAUGCUUAAAAAAUGUGUAAAAUAUGUACUACGUGCUUCAUAGAUGUACGAGAAUGGACUGCCUGCCAACUUGUUGCAGCUUGAUGGUUGAAAUUGCACGUCUUUUGACAAACUAAA
Molecule: messenger RNA, 976 nt
Organism: Phalaenopsis equestris
Lineage: Eukaryota; Viridiplantae; Streptophyta; Magnoliopsida; Asparagales; Orchidaceae
Product: chlorophyll a-b binding protein 6, chloroplastic
Exons: 4
Coding region: 105-833 (242 amino acids)
Biological process (GO): photosynthesis, light harvesting in photosystem I; response to light stimulus
Cellular component (GO): membrane
Source: RefSeq, a predicted model, not a curated record